CCGGUGAUAGUGUCCUAAAUGGAGAUAACUAUUUGCCUCACAAAUAAAAGCCUCACGAAAGGCAGUAAAAGGAGGCUAUAUAUUUCAUGCCAAGUAUUUGUUUAGAGGUGACUUUCCCAUGCCAAACACAAAGCAGCUUUGAAGUGAUCACAUGUUGCCUCCAAGAAUGAACCGCAAGAGAAAAGACAAUGAAAAUGAAAAGGAUGGUACCGAAGGUAAUGGAGAUGUGCUUCAACUUUCAAUGGGUCUCAAGGGAUUAGCUCGAGGACAGCUAGUUCCUUUCAGAAAAGUUCGACAGCGACGAAACCCGUCGCAGGCACCGCGUGAAGGCAAGAGCGAGUUUAUUCCUCCUCCAUUUCCCUGGUCGACGGAUAAGCGAGCAACUAUACAACCCCUAUCUUAUCUGGUAUCAAACAAGAUAUCUACUAUCACCGGAGAUGUGCAAUGCAAGCGAUGCGAGCGUACGUAUGUGAUUGAAUUUGAUUUGCAUCAAAAGUUUUAUGAAAUUGGGAGGUUUAUCAUGGAAAACAAAGCGAUUAUGCACGAUCGCGCACCCGAGAUGUGGAGGAACCCGGUUCUCCCUACGUGUCGGUUUUGCGAGCAAGAGAAUAGUGCCAAACCGGUUAUCGCGAGUAGCAAGAAAGCCAUAAACUGGCUCUUCUUGCUACUAGGUCAGCUACUCGGCUGCUGCACCCUCGAGCAGCUCAGAUAUUUUUGUAAACACACAAAGAAUCACAGGACAGGAGCUAAAGAUAGGGUUCUUUAUCUCACUUAUUUGAGUUUGUGUAAGCAGCUUGAUCCCACCGGUCCUUUUGAUCGUUAAAUGGGGUUGAAUCUAUCAAUUAAGUUCUCUACUAAUGGUUUCAGACCACUACUAAUAAUGAACUUAGAUAUAGCUAGUUUUAAGUUACAAUUUGGAUUAUUUAUUAUAUAUGGAAGAAAUCCAUAUUCUUUUGAGUCUACGACUUAGAGUCUAGGAAUUAGGAUAUUGCUGUUGUUGUAUGGAAUCCAUAUAACAUUUAUAAAGUUUAGAGUUGCAGUACUACUCUUAGUAUUGUUUAUGUUAACUUAAUUUGGCAUGUUGAGUAAAAUAAUUAAGUACUCCGUAAUU
This is a messenger RNA of Cuscuta epithymum, 1111 nucleotides long. The record is from the annotation of a GenBank genome assembly. NCBI's taxonomy places the organism in Eukaryota, Viridiplantae, Streptophyta, Magnoliopsida, Solanales, Convolvulaceae.